Colius striatus (speckled mousebird) is the source of this 4025-nucleotide messenger RNA. RefSeq names its product tandem C2 domains, nuclear (gene TC2N). The coding region runs from base 377 to 1846 and encodes 489 amino acids. The record is from RefSeq and is a predicted model, not a curated record. NCBI's taxonomy places the organism in Eukaryota, Metazoa, Chordata, Aves, Coliiformes, Coliidae. The transcript has 13 exons. Gene Ontology annotation, cellular component: nucleus.
GGCGGCGAGCGGCUGGGCAGGAGCCGCGGGGCAGGGCGAAGCCCCGGGCAGACCCGCUGGAGCUGCGGGCAGGAGAGGGCCACCGGCAGCCGCGACCAGACGGAGGGGCGGCUGGACGCCCUCCCAGCAGUCUAAUAUCUCCAAAAUGAAAGAUUUCUUUGACAUACACAUACUGCCUAAGAAAAACUGAGCCCUUAGGACUCCUCGACCCUCUCUCUAAGUUCUUGUGAAGAUGGAUGGCAUUGUUGGGAAGUCAGUAAUUCAUUGGAAUUUGGUGGUGCACCUAACAAGUGUCUCUACAGUUCAGGUUUAUUUGGUUUGAUAGCUACACUGGAUAUUUGAUUGUGGUCUCCUCUAAAUUACAACGCCAAAAACAAUGGCAACAGAAUCUAUAAAAACCUGCUGUAAAUUGUGUUUCUGCAUGGAAGAAGAAAAAAAUGAUUCAGGUUCCAUGGUGCAGGAAUCUGAAGCAGUAACUGCAAGCAAGCCAACUAUUGUAGAGAAGCCUCCAUUGUCUUCUGUGUCAGUGAAGCGUCAGGUUGGCUGUUCAGAGGAUUAUCUGCUUUCUAAACUGCCCCUGGAUGGUCAGGAGGUACCAUUUGUAGUCCCUCCAUUCAAGCUGGCUUAUGUACAGCCAAAGAACCUGUCCAAUGUCUCACAUGCUGGAGGGAUUCAAGAAUCUGCCAGGGCCUCAUUUGGUGACCGGAAAGCAGAACUGCACGGCGUGUACCAGUGGCCCCGCUACGACGUGUACAACCCCUUCUAUUUGGAGCACCGGGUCUCGCCAGAUCUGAUUAGGCGCUUCCAAGCAAAAUCAGAUAAUAGGAAAUUAUAUGGAUCAGUUAGUGAUUUGAGACCUAGUGCCUUGCCUGGAUCAUUUGAUAUAAGUCGUUCAAUGUUUGAUCUCAGAAGCCCACCUCAUAGAUUCAUGAAGAGAUAUGAUUCACUCUCCAGUGUACCUAGCAGUACCUCUUCCAGGAAGGAUUCACAAGGCAGUAACAGGAGUCUGGAUACUAUUACAUUAUCAGGUGAUGAACGAGACUUUGGAAGACUGAAUGUGAAGUUGUGUUAUGUUUCUUCUGUAGAACAGAUUUGGAUCACAGUUUUAAAUUGCAAAGAUCUGAGCUGGCCUUCGAGCUGUGGGGAAAGUCCUCGUGUCUAUGUCAAGGGAGUUCUCACACUGCCCAAACCUGUGCAUUUCAAAUCUUCUGCCAAGGAAGGGUGCAAUGACAUUAAAUUUAUGGAAACUUUUGUAUUUGCUAUUAAACUUCAAAGCCUGCAGGCUGUCAGAUUGGUAUUUAAAAUCCAGACGCAGACUCCCAGGAAAAAAACAAUUGGAGAGUGCUUCUUGGCACUGCGGGAACUCAGCACGGAGGAGUCGAGUCAUUGGCUGGAUAUAUCUCCCCCUUUCAAAGCACCUGUGUGCCAUGCAGAACUUCAAGUAGGAACUUGUUUUCAGGCUAUAAACAGGAGGAUUCAGUUACAGAUUCUUGAAGCACAAAACCUUCCUGUUUCAUCCAUACCACUGUCUUCAAGUUUCUUUGUGAAAGUUGGAAUGUUUAGCACAGAAGGGGUGCUCUAUAAGAAGAAGACUCGUUCUCUGAAGUCCACUAAUGGCCGAGUGAAGUGGGGAGAAACUAUGAUUUUUCCGGUUAGCCAAGCUGAACAAGGAAUUAGCUUUCUCAUCAAGCUCUAUAGCAGAAGCUCUGUGAGAAGAAAACACUUCCUAGGACAGAUCUGGAUGAGUUCUGACAGCAGUAACAGUGAAGCAGUAGAGCAGUGGAAAGAUACUAUUGCCAACCCUGAAAAAGUAGUCAUUAAAUGGUACAGCAUUGGCCCAUCCUGAAGACUGGAGAUGAAACUCAGGAUUGAUUUUUCUACAGAGGUAAUUCCUACAAUGUUUAAAUAGCAUAAAUAAAAAGAAAAAUAUUGUCUAUGCAAGUUCUUCAGAAGUUCUCCACUGCACCACACCUCCAUGGGAACUGGGAAAAUUCCAUUUCACCAAGAGAACCUACUGGCUAAAUCUUAUUAAAAGCAAGACUUGGGAACUGGGGAAAAUGCUCGUUGGAUUUUAAAAGUUCACCUUGAAAAAAAAAAAUGUUUGCCCCCUUUAAGCUCCAUAAAGAGCAGAGCAAUCCAAUCUUGAAGAGGAACAGCUUGAAUCACCAUCUUCUUCCCUAGUUACUGGCAUCAUCCUGACCUGCAGUCGUGUCUUUGGCAGACUCCCAAGUCCAUGGGAAUUGGUCCGGGCAGUGGCUCGGUCCUACGUGCCUCUGAGUCUCUGGGGCUGCACCUCUGUUGGCCCGAUGUGGUCAGAGCGACAUGUGCCUGAGCAAGUGGGAAUGCUGCAGCAGCAGGAGGGAGGCAUACAGGGAACUGCCCAGUAAGGCACUACCCAGAGGCUUUUCUCAUCCGUGUCUAUGAUGAAGGUGCUGUCACGUUCAGCACCCUGACAUGCCUGUAGCUUGGGUUUUCCCCCAUCCAGAGACUGAAAGAUCAGAGUUUCUCUGACUGACUGACCUGGGGCUCUCCAGACUUGCUUUUUUGGAGUGAAUUCUGGUUGGAAUAAUGGAAAUAUGCAAAGAAGCAAUGGCCCUACCUGGGAUCAGGGCCAAUAUUUUUAGAUAAAUUCUUAUAUAGAAUUCUUAUACAUAAACCACUUCCUAUCUAAUCAACAAUGUUCUAGCAUUUGCUUACACUGCUAAAAUGCAGACUAACAUGUAUGAAGGAGUAAGCAAAUAUUUACUGACAUAAGUGCUUUUUGAUAUUAAUUAAAAAGUAGCCCAGUAAGGGACUCAGACUUUGUUGAAAAGAUGGGCUGCUACUGCAGAAGUAUUUGUUACAUGUCUAGGAUGCUGAAAAAUUACAUGUGGGAGUACAUUUUUGUUACUUGUUUCUAGCAAUAGGAAAUUCCCAUAUUUUUAUUGUAAAUUAUAUUUUUCCUACAAAAUCCAAAGUAUUUUUUCUUUUAGUCCCCACAUUUUCAGGGGGUUAUUCACAGUUCUUUUUAAGGCAGGAAAAUUCCACGUGUGUAGUUGAUAAUAUAUACAUGUAAAAACUCUUUGCACAACUUCAACUGCUGGAUUUUAAAAAUGCACACAUUCCAUUAAAUCCACUGCCUAUGCAUUUACUGUUGGCUGCCUGAACCGUACAGAUAUGUAUGUUCAUACAGAUGUUGAAUAAUUGUAUCUUUUGUAUAAGUUCCCGUUCAAACAUCUGACUAUAUGUAACAGACUAUAGAGGAAGUGAGAGCGCUUGCUUCUGGAAGAGGAAACACUGGAAAAGGGAAGCAUGUUGUAUUUAAGUAUAGGUGCGUCUUUAACUUUUUUGACUUUGAGUGAGAGUCAAGAAAAAAUGGAACCUCAGAUUUUUUUUUAAACAGCUGAUAGUUGAAGCUUUUUAAAUAUCAACCAUCCCCAUUUUUUUGUUGUUGAAAUGUGUUUUUUUUCAAAUGAGCAAACAAAAGGAUUUUUUGAAGUUCUUACAUGUUCUGCUUUUUGAACAGUUUUCAUAAAUGACCUAAAAAAGUUUUUGCAUGUCACUCAGAAAACCAGCUUCAGUUCUAGUUCUUACUUGACACUCUUUACAAAGCUCCUGGAAGGCCCAGAGGAUCUUGACUGACAGCGUUAACUUCCAGCCAGAUACACCACUUGGGAUGAGCCCAGCCUUUUGGGCAAAAUGGAAGAAGAAACUGGACAGCAGAUAUUCUCAGAGUCUUUAGUUAAAUACCUGGAUCUCUUUUAUUCGUUGUGGCUAAACUGCAGCAAACAAAAGUGCCAGCUAACUUUUUCCUUAUGUGGAUUGCUGCUCUAUUUGAAAGAGAGGACAAGGAAUAUCCCAGUGUAUUGGAGGCUUCGAUUACCACAGCAGUGGUUCUACAGAGAUUUGCCGGCUCAGUGGAUACUGUGUACAACGGGCUUUUGGAGCUGUGUCAGGACACCUAGCCUUUUAAAGGCCUAACUCAUAAUGUUUCCUUUUCCCUAUGUUCCUAUUUAAUCUACAUGUUUUAUAAUAAAAGUUAUGAA